AUGCAUCUUAUUACUCUUUUUGUCUCCGUCUUCAUCACCUUGGCUUUUAUUGGCGUCGACUACACUCUGGCUAAUUGCGAUUGCGACCCCACGAGUCACGGAUGUCUCGACCGUUGCAUCAAUGAAGCCCGCUCAUGUAUCGCCGACUGUAACACCAGAGCCUUAGGCAAGAACAGCGACGAAGGCAGCUGUCGUAAUCAAUGUCUCCAAAGAUACUGGCCUGAAAUCGACGUUGACAGCAAGGUUAACCCCCAAAACGCCGUAGAAGAAGAAGACACCAUGUUCAAUAGCAACGUCGAUGAAAAGCCCGAGCUUGUUGAAGAAGAAGAUAAUGCUGUUGCUGAUGAAGGUGACGAGGCCGCAUUAAACCAACAAGUAGAAGUGAACGUGGAGGAGGAACAAAAUGACAUCAAGACACCAUCCAUUGCCGAAGAAGAAGAACAAAAACAAGAGGAGAACGAAAUGGACGGAGCUGAGAUGAGCAUUGAUGAGGAGAACCUUGUGGAUGAUGAGGAUAAUAACGACGCCGAUUUGAUGGAAGAAAAUGUUUACGAAGGAUACAGCAGUGAUGAACAGCUUGCUCCUGAGGAAGACGACCACGAAGAAGAGGACGACCGCGAAGAAGAAGACGAUGAGACUGAAGAACUCGCUGGUGGUAACGAUGCUACUACGAAUGAUCAGCAACAACACAGAAAUAACAUUUUUGCCGUUAUUUCGUCUCACAAAAAAGAAAAUCAUGAUGACGAGCAGCAGGAAACAGAGGACGACGAGGAAUACCAUGAGGAGGUUACACAGGACGAAACCGCUUCCGGCGAAAAGGCAGCACCUGCUCCUGUUGAUGCUUACUUUGACAGCAAUCCCGCCGAAAGCGGCACUAAUGGACAGCCUAAUCUUCUUACUGUUACUGCGUAUUCAACCAUGACCAGCCAUGUCACUGUUAUGCCCAACGGCAGUCCUAUUUCAACCCACGGUCCUUCUCAUGGCCCUGAUGGCAUGGACGUUGAUAUCAAUGGUGCCGUCGGUAAUAUGCAAUCAUCUUCUGCCAUCGUUAUCUUGAUGGCUAUGGCUUGCGCCUAUUUCAUUGCUUGA
Zychaea mexicana is the source of this 1089-nucleotide messenger RNA. RefSeq lists its product as uncharacterized. Bases 1 to 1089 code for a protein of 362 amino acids. The transcript has 3 exons. NCBI's taxonomy places the organism in Eukaryota, Fungi, Mucoromycota, Mucoromycetes, Mucorales, Lichtheimiaceae. The record is from RefSeq and is a predicted model, not a curated record.